UACCCAUGAUACUUUGCGCCCAACCGUGUUGUACAGCUGCUGAAGGACCCAAGCGGCGCUAAGGCGAAGCUAAAACCUGCAUUUAUUUAUACACAACUUUAACUGUAACUCGUUGAACGUUUAUUUUUUUCCAUUACUAUUACUACUAUAACACAUUCGACACAAGUAUUUUACUUCAGUUCUGCUUGAGGGAACAGUGUUGAUGAUUAUGAUGAGCAUCAUCAGGGUUUCAUAUGCUUAACUCAGGGUUGCUGUGAUCUUAUUCUCAUGAGGAUGUUUUCAGAAGCUCUCUGACAGCCAAAUGGAUGCAUUUUUGGGAACUCUUCGAGAUCAUGAUGCCAGUUCUGUCCUGAUAUCCUGUGAGCCUGAACUCCAGGAGCUCAUGAGGCAGAUCGACAUCAUGGUGAAUCACAAGCGCAGCGAGUGGGAGGCAGAGUUACGAGCCUUGGAGCUGCGACUGCAUGAUGGUCAGGAAGAGCUUCAGUCUGCCAAAGAUCUGCUGGAAAAAAGGAAUCUGGAGGUGCGAGUGCUUGGAACGCAGCUUGAAGAGAUGCAGGCUGGGAAACAGGAACUGGUCGUAAAGUAUGAAGGGCAGCUGCAGCAUCUGAAAGAGGAGUUGUCCAAGUUGAAGCGCAGCUAUGAAAAACUUCAACGUAAGCAGCUAAAGGAGGCUCGAGGAGGCACUCGGAGCCAAGAGGAGGAUAAGAGUGAAGUUUUGCACCUGAACAACAAGCUGGAGGAGUUUCGCCAGCGCUCGGCAGAAUGGGAGCAGCAGCGACUGCAGUAUCAGAGGCAGGUUGCUUCAUUAGAGGCCCAGAGAAAGACCCUGGCAGAGCAGUUCACUCAAAUGCAGUCUCACUCUCAAGGAAUGGUGCGACUGCAGGGUCAGGGGGAGAUUCGGCGGUUGCAGGCUCAACUGCAGAGGGCGCAAGAUUCCCUACAUGCACAAGAGCUGGAGCUGGAGAGGUUACGGCUGCUACAGGACGAACUUGGAGACUCUUGCCGACAACAGCAGGUCAGCUGCAGCGCUGCAGCUCAUGCUUCAUGCCAGGUUCUGAGUGAGGAGCGAGAGGAGCUGAGAGCUACACUCAAUGCUCAGGAUCAAUUUGUAAAGAACUCUGAUCUGCAGCAGCAGCAGCUACGCAACGAAGUAGCACGUCUUAACCAGGCACUGAAGGCCAAAGAACAUGUCAUUAGAUCUCUGGAGGAAUGUCUUGCCUCUCGGAAUUCUCCGGGCUUAGCAUCUAUCAGACAGGAACUGGAGAAAGUCAUUAACAAGCUUCAUGGUUCUCAAACCUGCGAGGCACACCUGAAAGUCGAAGUCACCCGACUCAAAGAAAAGAUUGAAAGCAUAGGGAGGCAGAAAGCAGAAUCAAGUAAAAGAGAGCAGGAAUGUAGAAAGCUGGAUGAGGACCAUGCUCACACUGUGAGUGAAGUCAAGAGGCUACGUGAGGAGCUCCAGCAGGCUGAGCAGACUCGUUGUGCUGAAGUAGAGGCAAUGAGGAAAGAGGUGUCGCGGCUCACGAGUGAACUCCACCAGCGUGACAUUAGCAUCGCCACACUCACAGGAUCCUCCUCCAGCGUAGAGCGCCAAUUGCGGGCCGAGGUAGAGCGGGCAGAACGGCGUGCAGCAGAACUAAAGAUGACACAAGUACAGUUGGAAACAUUAAAGCUAGAGAAUCAACACCUGAAUGACCUGCUAAACCGACUCGAGUCACGCUCCCCAAAGAGGACAGACGGGGAGCUGGCGAGUUUGAGGGAGAGCUAUGUAUCUUCUCUGAACAGUCUGGAGCAAGAGAAUCAGCAGCUUAUGCAGGAUCUAGCAGAGGUUCGUGCUCGUAUGGAGGCCAGUAAUCAAACCUGGCAAGACAAGUACGAGAGAGCACUGCUGCAGAGCCACAACAAAAAUAUACACAUCCAUGAAAGGUGUGAAGAGGACCUAAAGACCAUGGAGAAACGUUUGCAAGAAAGCUCCUCGCAUUAUGAGCUUCAGAUCCAGACACUCCUCAAGCGACUGGAUGAGCUGUCAUCCUCCUCUUCCCCCCACCGUCCCGAUGGUCAAUCCCAGGAAAGUAGACCCACUGUCUCACCAACACCCUCCGCUUCCUCUUCCAGAUCUUCCUCUUCCUCAGCCAGUAAAACCAGGAAGAUAAAGGCUCUGCUGAGUGCUGUAGCUGAAGAGGAGAGAGCACAGGGCUCAGGUUCUGCUGGAGAUCCAGUGCCUUUGGAGUGUUAUGCAGGUUCUCCAGCAGGCUCUGUGACUUCACACUUUGUUGAAGAAGAAACACAACGUUCUCAGGAACUGUUGCAGCGACUGGACUUCCACAUCAAUAGCAUGAAGCAGGAGAAUGCAAAGACUGUUCGCAAGUACCUAGCUAAAGACCACAGCCCACACGGUCCACGCUGACCACACACACAUGCAGGAAGUGCCUUUUAAGAUACAGCUUGGUCAUUUUAUUUGUAUUCAGUGGCAUGGAGAUGGAAAUUCUAGACAAUAAAUAAAAUUAUUGCCCCCCUAAAAAAAAAAGAAUAAUAGCCAAAUUCAGUUUGACUGCUGGCUGUUUGGUGACUUGUGUAGUCAUACAGACAACACUGAAGCUUACAAUACUUCUGUAACUCUUGCACCAGUGACCUGGAUGUGGACCUUCAUUAUGACUUUUCACCUCUAACCACUGAUUUACCAGGGUUUGUUUUCUGACUGUAGUCUGUUUUUUUAUUAUGUAGCACUUUGAAUUAUGCUCUUCUAUGCUCUCCUUUUUGCUCUCUCUCUCUCUCUCUCUCUCUCUCUCUCUCUCUCUCUCUCUCUCUCUCUCUUUCUCUCUGUGUGUUUAAUAUGCUCUAUAUUUAUGUGUAUGAUUGACAAAUUUAUAAAACAUGUUUUUUAAAUUGACUGAUUUAGUGUAGAGCCUGUUGGAGUGACUGAAUUAAAUGUGCUUGUUUUGA
This is a messenger RNA of Silurus meridionalis, 2943 nucleotides long. RefSeq names its product centrosomal protein 63 (gene cep63). Lineage: Eukaryota; Metazoa; Chordata; Actinopteri; Siluriformes; Siluridae. The record is from RefSeq and is a predicted model, not a curated record. The transcript is spliced from 15 exons. Gene Ontology annotation, biological process: centriole replication; de novo centriole assembly involved in multi-ciliated epithelial cell differentiation. Gene Ontology annotation, cellular component: centriole. Bases 302 to 2407 code for a protein of 701 amino acids.